CUUCUUCUCGUCGCUGCAGAGCGGAUUGUAUCCUCUCUUGAUGACAGUCCUCUCUCUGAGAUCCAGACAACAUGGUGUGGUUCCGGUUCACAUGGCGGACCAUGUUCGACAGCAGAUACCUGAUGCUCACCAACACCCUGAGUGGAGGAGGGCUGCUGGCGCUGGGGGACAGUGUGCAGCAGAACUGGGAGAAGCAUAAAGAUUCGAGAAGACUUUACGACUGGAAGAGGACAGGCCGCAUGUUUGUGUGCGGCUGCUCCAUGGGUCCCCCGAUGCACUGGUGGUACACCUGGAUAGACAAAAGGUUUGUUGGAACAGCUCUGGGGACAGUCUGCAAGAAGGUUCUGGUGGAUCAGAUGAUUGCUUCACCGACGAUGACGCUGAUGUAUUUUGUAGGUAUGGAUAUCCUGGAGGGACACGGUGUGUUUAAAGGGUUUGAGGAGUUUAGAGAGAAGUUCUGGGAAUUUUAUAAGGCUGACUGGUGUGUUUGGCCGGCGUCUCAGAUGUUCAGCUUCUACUUCAUCUCGCCCACAUACCGCGUCAUGUACGUCAACCUCAUCAGCUUAGGAUGGGACACCUACAUGUCCUACAUCAAACACAGGGAUGACAGCCACCCACCCGCCGUAACAUCAGACAUCAGUGUCGUGGACGAACAGAAGGACGCGCUCCCAUCGUCCAAACCUCUGGAGGAGAAAGCUUCAGAGCUUCAGUGCCAGUCGUGUUAAAACUUGUGACUGCUGUGGUUUUGUUUUCAGUGUGAGUGUGACUGUACGUUACUGCUCUGACAUUAAGAAUCAUUGUUGAUUUAAAGCAGCUUCACUGAUCAUCAGCUGUUUAAACUUCAGUCUGUGAUGAACAUAACUUUAAACUAACUUCAGAACAAACAUACAUCAGAGGAAGUCUGAAUGCUAAUGAUUGUUUUUGUUAUUGUUGAUAUUUUUGAGUUUAUUAUACAUUUAAAUAUUUGAUUUAACUUAAAAAGAUGGAAACAAGUAACU
This is a messenger RNA of Notolabrus celidotus (New Zealand spotty), 998 nucleotides long. RefSeq names its product mpv17-like protein 2. The transcript has 5 exons. Gene Ontology annotation, biological process: mitochondrial ribosome assembly. Lineage: Eukaryota; Metazoa; Chordata; Actinopteri; Labriformes; Labridae. The coding region runs from base 72 to 725 and encodes 217 amino acids. The record is from RefSeq and is a predicted model, not a curated record. Gene Ontology annotation, cellular component: cytoplasm; membrane.